AAGGAGGAGAGGAAGGAGGUGCGGGUCCCCUGGUGCUCACCCCAGGGCUCUAGAUUUGGGGGCGCAGGUGACGACAGCCCUAGUCCGCGGUUGUCCCCGGGGCCGCUCCUACCUGAGCUCCCCGGCUCAGUGGCCAAGGACUAUAAGGAAAUGGCUCAGCAGACCAGGCCUCCCUAGAACUGAGCCGAAGCCACCCAGCCAAGCCACGGACUGGACCUGCCAGCAGCUGAGGGCCGAAAGAGAGGAGCACAGACGGCCGGGGACCCUGGACCCUAAGCGCGCGCACACACAUCCAGCACACAGGUACACAGACAAACACAUACAAAGACCCCCCCCCCCACAUACACACAAAAAAAGACUCGCAACUGGACCCUCAUACACACUGGCAUUUGUCCACUGACCUCCACAGGAAUUCAUUCUCUCGCUCUCCCCCCCCACCCUUCCCCCCCACAAACACACAGCCCGACACCCACUGACACAAGCAUACCUAAUGCAUACAGACAGACUGACACAGAACCACACAGCAGUACACAGACCUACAGAAGCACACGCAUUUGCACAUCCACACACAUCAGGACACAGAAACCCACAGACAGAGGGAGAGCCUCACAUACAUACGGGCACAUAUAAAAGGCUCACUGCUGGAUACACACCCUGGCAUCUGCACUCUCCUCUCACACUGCCCACACACUUGUCCCCCCACACCCUCAGACACACACACACACACACACACACAUACACACACUGCUCGGACUCCGCACAGCCCGUUCCUUCCUGCAGCUGCCUCUAUAGCUCUGAGGCAGGGAAAGCUCAGACGACCUUGGUAGGAGCUGGAGCCGCUGGGAGGCGGGGAGGCUGGGCUAGACUGGCAUGACCCCUGCCUCCCUCUCCCCCGGCUGAGGGAUGUCCAUGGAACCUGGCUUCUGGAACCCGGAUCUUCCCGCGGCUGCUGACUUCCUCCCCGGUGCACCCCGGAACGUGGGGGACCAUGGAACCAUCAGUGGGGGGGCCACUCCCAGCGCGGCAGGCCCGGGCCCUGGAGCGGAUGGCCUCUGGAGCUCCUGGGGGGCCCUGGUCAGCAGAACCUGGAGGCUCUGUUCCGAUCUCCCUUUCUCUGGCUGGUGGUGUGGUCCCUGGAGUGGAACAGGGUGAUGAGGGGGCCCUGGUGCCUGAGCCUGCAGGCGACACGGUCUGCCUGGUGCCCAAGGGCUUGGAGGUGACAGUGGAGCCUGGGGAGGGCCUUCCCUUCGGCCCUGGGCAGACACUGGGGUCCCCCAGGGACCAGAAGCCACAACACAUGGAGCAGGAGGGCAACUCUAAGGCCGGGCUGGAUGCAGACUGUGCGGGGAGACAGAAGCUGGAACUGCUACAGGUGCUGGGGGAACUGGAGCGUCGCUAUGCUGCCCUCAAAGAGGAGAACCAGAGGCUGCGUAAUAGCAGUUUUCCGGAGACGGAGGAGAAGGUGAGGCAGCUCAAACGGAAGAACGCAGAGCUGGCGGUCAUUGCCAAGAGGCUGGAGGAGAGAGCCCGCAAGCUACAGGAGGCCAAUCUGCGUGUGGUCGGGGUGGCAGGGCCGGGGGCCGGGGCCAGCUUGGAGCUGUGCAGGAAGGCAUUUGUGCGGCAGCGAGCCCGGGACCUCAGCGAACAGGCGAGCGCCCUCCUGGCCAAAGACAAGCAGAUCGCCGCCCUGCAGCGCCAGUGCCGUGAGCUGCAGGCCAGACUGGCAGCGGGCAAGGAUGGUUCCCAGUGGCAGAACCUGAGGGCCUCUGACCAGCGGCUGCGGGAGGCCCAGAAGGAGGUGCUGAGGCUUCAGAGACAAAUCGCCCUGAGGAACCUGAAGGAGCCCCAGGCCCUCCGGCCCAAACUCUCGAGCUCUGCUGGGCCCCACGAGCUCCUUCCCCGGGUCCUCACCCAGGCCCCAAGAACUACUGAUGAGGUGGUCUCCCUGCUGGGCUCCGAGCUCAAGGGCAAUGUGGACUUUUCUGUGGAGGCCGCAGUAAACGAGUCAGAGAGACAGUGGCAUGUCCAGCAGUUGGAGUCUGAACUUGGCAAGAAGCGGAAGAAAUGUGAGACGCUUGAGCAUGAAGUGAGGAAGAAGCAGAAGCGAUGUGAGGAAUUGGAACUGCGAUUGCGGGAGGCUCAGAGCGAGAAUGCCCGGCUGGUGGAGGAGAACUUUCGGCUCAGCGGGAGGGCCGUGUGGACAGACAAGGGAGAAACAGAGAAUGUGGCGCUCAAGGAAAGGCUUCUGGGGGUGACGGAGGAGCGGGACACAGCUCUGAAGAGGAGCCGGGGACUUCAGAGCAAACUGGAGAACCUUGAGCAGGUGCUGCAGCACAUGCGAGAGGCGGCGGGGCGGCGGCAGCAGCUGGAGCUAGACCAUGCGCAAGCCCGGCUGGGCCUGCAGGAGAAGCAGGAGGAGGUCCGCAGGCUGCAGCAGGCCCAGGUGGAGGCGAGGAAGGAGCACGAGGGGGCCGUGCAGAUGCUGGAGUCUGCACUGGAUUGCAUGCAGGCUCGGGUUCGGGAGCUGGAGGAGCAGUGCCGCAGCCAGUCCGAGCGCUUCGGCCUCCUGUCGCGGGAACUGCGGGCCCUGCGGCUGCUCACGGGCAGCGGUGCGCUGGCCGGGUCCACCGCUGACCUCUUCCCUGCACCCUGCUGCUCCACUCCCCGCCCACAUGGAGACCCCAGGAGCACAGAUGGGCACGAACCCCUACUUUCCCCCCGCCUCGGGACCAGCAAGUCCUCGGAGGACGAGGCCGGACCCGCCGACCCGCCCGCUGACCCACCCACCGAUGCCCCUGUUGGGCCUUCCCGGAAGCUAGUUAAGAAGGCAGAGUCAUUGUCCAACUCCUCCCGCUCCGAGUCCCUGCUCAACAGCCCUAAGUCCUGCCCCACAUCUGAGGUGGACACAGCCAGCGAGAUGGAGGAACUGGACAGCGACAGCAUCUCCCUUCUCCAGGACGCCAGGGGCCCCGGGGCCGCUCAGCUCCAGGUCUUCCUCGCCCGGUACAGUUACGACCCAUUCGACGGCCCCAAUGAGAACCCUGAGGCAGAGCUGCCGCUGACGGCCGGCGAGUACAUCUAUGUCUACGGCCGGAUGGAUGAAGACGGCUUCUUCGAAGGGGAGCUGAUGGAUGGCCGCCGCGGCCUGGUCCCGUCCAACUUUGUGGAGCGCGUGUCGGACGACGACCUCCUGCCCGCAGGCCCGGGAGAGCCAGGCGAGACUUCGCAGAGCUCGGGGCCUCAGCUGAGCUCCCCGGCCGGGGGUGGGGGCGGUGGCAGCAGCAGCGAGCCCCUCGAGCGGGACGACGGCAGCAUCAGCCCAGCCCCUGAGGGAGACGACUCCCUGCCACCUGUGCCCCCACCUUCCCGCUUGGUGGUCCUCCAGCAACUGGCGGACGGCCUGGAGGUGGCCUGGGACGCUCCCCCGAACCCCCUGCAAGGAGGCCCGGUGGCGCAGGGCUACCGCCUGUACGUGGAUGGGCAGCUGCGCCGGUCCCUGGAACCAGGAGCCCCCACCAAGAUCACCCUGGAGGCCCCGGAGCCCCGGGACCGGCCCCACCGCAUCUCGGUGCAGAGCGUGAUGGGCCGGGGCAGUCCGGACCCCCGGCCCUGCCGGGACCCUCCACGCUGCUCGGACCCUCUGCGUUGCUCCCUGCUGGUCGGGCCCGGGGCGGGCCCUGCCCCGAGGCAGCUGGGCCUCAGGCGCCUGACGGCCACCUCGGCUGAGAUCUCCUGGCUGCCCGGCAGCAGCAGCUACGCCCACGGCAUCUUCCUCAACGGGGAAGAGUGCCCGCCCGCCCCACCCGGCACCUACUGGGCCUCCUUCACCAACCUGCGGCCUCGCACCCCGUACCAGGCCCGCGUGGAGGCCCGGCCCCCCGGCACUGGGCCCCGGGAGCUUGGCUGGGAGCGGCGGGAGCCCAGGACUGCCACUGUGCAAUUUACUACCCCUGCGGCAGGCCCUCCGGAUGCCCCCCUGGAUGUCCAGGUGGAGCCGGGCCCUUCUCCGGGCAUCCUGGCCAUCAGCUGGCUGCCAGUGACCAUCGACGCUGCUGGUUCCUCCAAUGGGGUGCCGGUCACCGGCUAUGCUGUCUAUGCAGAUGGGCAGAAGGUCAUGGAGGUGGCCUCGCCCACGGCGGGCAGUGUGUUGGUGGAGUUAUCCCAGCUGCAGCUACUGCGGCGGUGCCAGGCGGUCUGCGUGCGGACCAUGUCCCCCGUUGGCGAGUCUGCUGAUUCUCUUCCCGCACUGAUCCAGGGUCUCUCUGCCCCGGUCCCUGCUGCUCCCUUCUCCGGCUCCUCGCCGGCCACCCCCAGAGUGUCCUGGGCAGACCCCGACCCCGACCCCGCCCCUGCCCCGGGUCCUGGUCUCCGGGCUCAGGGCCUGGUCCCAUUGUCCCACCUUGGGGCCAGAGGGCCGGUGUCUUGCCAGGGCCCAACUGGUCCCCAGAGGGGACCGCCAGGAUCUCAAGACACCCGCUCACAGGAGGAGCAAGGGAACGGCAGUGACGGUGGACUGGCAGAGUCCCCAGAGGGGAGCCGGGGCCGGCCCGGAAACCAGAGGAGUCGUGAUGCAGAGUCCUCCCCGACGGAGCAUGGCCCAGGGGAACGUGUCCCGGAGGAUCCCAGCCCAGGGGAGCCUGGCCCCAGGGACCUCGUUCUGGGGGAGCACCGGCAGGCAUCAGCCACCAGACCACCAGGGCAGAGGAGCCCAGCGAUCCCCAGCGGCCGAGGAGAGGCCGGGCUGAGACCGGGGCCCAGAGGCUGGGCCGAGAAGGAAGAGGCCGUUCAGGAGCUCGGGGCUAGGCUGGCCAACCCCCUCCCUGACCAUGGCCGCAGCUCCGACCUGUCCGACAUCUUGGAGGAGGAGGAGGAGGAGGAGGAGGAAGAGGAGGAGGAAGAGGAGGAGGAGGAACAGGAAGAGCAAGAGGAGCAGAGUUUGGCUCUGGGGCCCCUGGAGCCAGGCGGUCCCUGGGAGGAGGACGGUGGGGGAAAGCUAGAUACCUGCGAGAUGGACAGUGACGAAGAGGCCUUGGAGCUGCUGCCACCCCAGAAAUUCUGUAGCAAGAAACUCUUCAGCAUUCCCGAGGUGGCGGAGGAGGAAGAAGAGGAGGAGGAGGAAGAGGAGGAGGAGGAGGAGAAAGUGAUGGAGCAAACUGGGCUGGGGGAACGACCCCAGGAUUCGCCGCCAGCCCCGCGGCCUUCCUGCCGGGGACUGCGGGUGCCGGGCCUAGGGGUGAUCCAGGCCUGGGAGUCAGUUGGUUCGUGGAGAGCGGACCCGGGGCCUGGCCCUUCUGUCCCAGGGACCCCUGCCCGAGAAGCCACGGCUGAGGAGGAGGAGGAGCUGGAAUGGGGGGGUCGUACUGCCUCCAGAGAACCUCCCAAGGGCAGUCCCCAAGGUGGCCGGGGGCCGGUGUGCGUGACCCGAGGGAUGCUCGCCGGGCAGCCAGAGGGGAGCGGGUGGCAGCCUCUUGGGGGGCAUGAGGACUGUGGCCGUGGGCUUAGGGGGGCCACCCGGGCCAGGGGAGGGCCCUGGCGGGAGAAGGGGGACCUGCUGGCUGGUGAAGAAGUGAAGGCCGGGGCAGAGACGACCGAUAGGGCUCAGCCGGGCCCGUCAAAGAGGGGGCCCCGCAGCUCCGGCCCCGCACCCCCCAGAUUCUCCAGCAACUCCGGCCCCCUCUGUCUGGAGAUGGGUAUCGAGUACGAUUCGGAGGAGGAUGGCCUGGAGUCCGGCUUGGAGCCUGGCGUGCUGCUUCCCCGGGCCCGGGGGACCCAGGAGGGCCUGGUGCCCGAGCGGGAGGACCGGCCCCAUGGGGGCUGCGGGAGGCGGAGAGGGGACGGGGGCCCCAGGGAGACUCCCAACCCAAGCCGCUGCCGGCGCCUCUGUUGCCGGGACUGGGGGGAGCCCGGCAACCCGAGAAGGGCCUGCAGCCCAGACGGGAGAGAGCCAGGGGAGGAGCGGACGGCGUCGCCCCCCAGGGGGCCGGAGCCUAGGGACGCCCUGGGCCCAGGUGGCCAGCAGCCAGCCCCGAGGAAGGGGGGCUGGAUGGCCAGGAGCGGCCAGAUACAAGAGUCAGCUCCCCCAAGGAGUCCUGUGCCCGAGGCCUCUCCCCCACGUGCAGGAGCGGCCCGGGUCUUCGUGGCGCUCUUCGACUACGACCCCGUGUCCAUGUCCCCCAACCCUGAUGCCGGCGAGGAAGAGCUGCCAUUUAAGGAGGGCCAGGUCCUCACGGUCUGGGGGGAAAAAGACGCGGAUGGCUUCUACCGGGGCGAGUGUGGAGGCCGAGCUGGCUACAUCCCCUGCAAUAUGGUGGCUGAGGUGCCAGUCCAGAGUGGCAGCCGGAGAAGGCGACCUCCGGCCCUGGCCUCUGAUCUUUCUGACAGCUUGGCAGAGGCUCUAGAAACUGGAAACGGUCCAUCCUCGUUCUGCCUUGCCGGACCUCCCCCCAAACCUCGCCGCUCCAAAAAAGAGUCGGAAGCCCUGGACCUGGUUCGUUCAGGUGAACUGAAUUCUGGGAUCAUCUAUCUCAUCACCCUGCUCACUGGGGUUGGUCUCCCAUGGGCAGAAAACCCAAGCGCUGGAGACGGUCCUGGAGUCCACAGGAGGAGAGGGGGCACUACCCCUUCCCCUCUACCGGACUCCCAGGCCGGCCCUUGCCCUCCUCAGACCGUGGUGGCUGCUUUCGACUAUAACCCCCAGGAGAGCUCCCCCAACGUGGAUGUGGAGGCCGAGCUAUCAUUCAAAGCUGGGGAUGUCAUAAUGGUGUUUGGGGCCAUGGACGAUGACGGAUUCUACUAUGGCAAGCUGAAUGGGAGGCAGGGCCUGGUCCCAUCCAACUUCCUGGAGGGAGCGGUGGGGCUUGGACAGCCCCAGGAAAGCGUGGCCAUGAAUCAGAGAAUGAGGAAGAGAAGAGUCCAGCGAUGAUCUCCCCAGAGACGGAGCAAGUGUGCUGGGCCACGCUGAGCUGCGCGUUAGGACGAGGGCAGCCAAGCCUCUCCCACUGGGCCAGGCUGGGCCCCGGACGGCUUCUGGGUCGACACCUUCUCUCCGGAAACCAGCUGGGCACGAAGGAAGGAUUCCCCCCCAAAUGAGGGGGCGGGGGUUAACAGCGAGGCUGGGUGAGGUGGCAGGGGGUGGGAGGGGAAGGGUCUCUGGCCCUGAGCGAUCACGUGCUUGGCGGGGGGCGAGGGUGCCUGGCUGCCUGGAAGCAGAUCCGCCUUUCCCUCUGGGACUCCCGGGUAACGAACUCCAGGCUGGAGUGUUUGAGGACAGAGAUGUGGCUUUGAGGACAGAGUUGGAGUGGGGAUCGUGGGACCCCUGCCUUGCUUUGGGCAGCUCACCUCCCUGCCCUUGGUGAGGUAUCUGAGGGUGGCUUUUCCCUCUGCCACUCCCAAAUCCCUCACCCUCCUCACCACAGACUCUCAGGGGUGUUCCCAGGUCUGGGGCUGAACUGGUACCCCCUCCCCUCUUUUCUUGGGACAACAAGCAAUCAGUGGUAUUUAUUGAGCACUUACUUCUGUGCAGAGCACUAUACUGAACUCUUGGGAAAGCACGAUACUAUAGUUAGCAGAUCUAAUCCCUACCCUUAAGGAGUUUGCCACCCAGCAGGUUGUAAUAGUAAAAAAAAGUCUGGUCAGGUCCUGCCUGUCCUUGCUCCUGCCGCCCCUCCCCUUAGCUGCCACACAGAUGAGCAGGGCCAGGGAGCAAGGGGGUGGGAGACAUCGGUCUACUCCCCCCAGAGUUCCCAUCUCUGAACCGGGAGAGCUCAAUGGGACACUGACUGUCUGAUCAUGCCGGACACAGCAACGGUGGAUCCUUUGCCUCAGAACUGAGAUGGAGCUAACGGGGGUCACUGUCUGGGUCUCCCUGGUUGACCAGGGCACUUCUGGCAGUAGAUCUGAGCAGGGUGACAUUAGGCGGAGGGUUGGGGACAGGCCAGCAGGGUUGUCCCGGGGUGACGGGGGGGUGGGGGGGAGAGGGGUAAGCCCCUCCUUUGGUUUGCACCCACUUUCUCUCCCACCUCUCCCUGGCCAGGGAGCAGCAGAGUCCUCUUUCCCCUUCUCUCCAAGGAGAAAGGCUUGAGGAAACUAGGAGCCCAUCUCCUCCUCAGAUCCUUGACCCCAGGGUGGUGCCCCCUCACCACCUCUGCUCACUGGAGCCCCGGGCAGGCGGGGUAGGGAGGGGCUGGGACAGGGCCCUUGCCUCUCUGGGUGUCCGAUGCAUCGAGGCCUGGGUGGCUUUCACACUCCGGCUCUUCCAAGACUCAGCUGGCCAGCUACCACUCCACUUGCCCUCCACCUGACCUCAGCCCACGUCCCCCUUAUCUUUUCCGUCCUGGGGACCCCUUCUCCACUUGCUCUCUCCUCUCUUCCCAACUCUCUAGCAAGAAUUUGCACUGGAUUCUUCCUCCCUCUUUGCCCCAUGGCCUCUCCUCUCCAGGCUGGCCUCCCUUUCGUCUCUCCCAGGCUGGAGGCGGGAGGGGUGCUCCCUGUAUAUAUGUAAAUUCUCAGCCGUGCCUCACUGAGCCACUUUCUGUCUCCAUCUCGCUUCAGCGGGGCUCCGGGUGGCAGAGUCGAUGCCAAAACCUCCCUACUCCCACCCUCUCCCCUCUUGCUCCUCCGCCUCCCACCCAGAAGCCCCCACAGACCUCUCUCACUGCCCCGUCUGGUCCUGGCAGAACUCACUGAAUAGAUAGGGCUGAGCAGCGGGCUGCCAGGGAGGAGGGGAGCUUUGCCUUAGCCUAUUUAUGGAAAAUCUCUUCCUCAAUUACUUUGACUUUUCCCACCAGGAGCCAAGCCUGAGAAUGAGCUGGUGAGGGGUGUGGGAGGGGAGGGGGUUCUGGGCAAACCAGAAUCCCCCAUCCUAGUCCAAGGUUAAGGAGGUGGCCCCCCUGGGGGGAGGGGAGGGCAGAGCAAAGAUUGGUGCAUGCUUCCUUCGGGGGGGGGUUAGGAGGGCAGAACUGGGGAGCACGAACCCCCUGAAGGGAAGGGCCCAGGGAGUUUAUUUAAAAAGACAUUUUAUUAUAAUAAAGUCUAUUUUCACAAAA
This is a messenger RNA of Ornithorhynchus anatinus (platypus), 9044 nucleotides long. RefSeq names its product TSPO associated protein 1 (gene TSPOAP1). The coding region runs from base 989 to 6922 and encodes 1977 amino acids. Gene Ontology annotation, biological process: neuromuscular synaptic transmission. Gene Ontology annotation, molecular function: protein binding. Lineage: Eukaryota; Metazoa; Chordata; Mammalia; Monotremata; Ornithorhynchidae. The record is from RefSeq and is a predicted model, not a curated record. The transcript has 34 exons.